Molecule: messenger RNA, 1602 nt
Organism: Aspergillus affinis
Lineage: Eukaryota; Fungi; Ascomycota; Eurotiomycetes; Eurotiales; Aspergillaceae
Product: MFS general substrate transporter
Exons: 5
Coding region: 1-1602 (533 amino acids)
Biological process (GO): transmembrane transport
Molecular function (GO): transmembrane transporter activity
Source: RefSeq, a predicted model, not a curated record
AUGGAACAAAGAGACAAACCCACCGUUGAGCUGGCCGAAGAUGUCGAAAUUCAAAAGCACACCACAGACCAAACCCUGGUUGAUAGCGAAGGACGCGUGCAGCAACUGCCUAUUCCCAGCACAGAUCCCAAUGAUCCGUUGAACUUCACGUUUUGGGAGAAGCUGGGAGUGAUCGUGAGCUGCUGCUGGUUUUCGUCGAUGUCCCUUUCUGUGGUCGGUGGAUUGGGAGCGAUUCUGGAUGUUUUCAUCCAGAUGUAUACAGCAGAGGGGCGGAGCGUGAAUGAGGUUGUCUGGUUGUCUACCUUUCCAUCCUUAUUCGUGGGCAUCGGAAACUUCUUGAUUCUCCCUCUCGGAUUGGUUUACGGUCGCCGAUUCGCAACUCUCCUGUCUACCACCAUCCUACUCGCCGCGACAAUUGGAUGUGCCGUGUCGAAUACGUGGGAGCAACAUCUUGCGCUUAGAAUCAUUCAAGGCCUCGCAGCCGGUGCUACGGAGUCGGUCCUACCUCUUAUACUCGCAGAGGUUACCUUCGUGCAUCAGCACGGCAUAGUCUAUGGAAUGUACUGGUGUGCUCAGAAUGUCAUCACCGGUGUUUUGAACCUGGCCAGUUCGUACGAGGUUGCAGCUCUCGGAUGGCGAUGGUAUUACUGGGUUUUCACUAUCGCGAUCGGGAUAGGACUCUUCAUUGUGGUCUUUGCUGGACUUGAGACUUCAUACCAUCGAGGCUCACAGUUCAUGAAUGGCAGACUAGUCCUGACCGAUCAGUUCGGAGUCACUCGGAUACUUUCUGCGCACGAAACCCAGGACUACAUAACCCAAGGCACCGACCAAACCAGCUCCAAUCAGAGCAGCCACAAGAAGUCUUACGUCCAGAUGCUCAAACCCUGGACUCCACCUUUUCAAGGCCAAUCUCUGAUCAAAACCAUACCCCAAACAUGGCUUCACAUCUGCGAAGCUUUCACGUCACCCGGAAUUCUCUAUGCUACACUGCUCUCGUCCGUGGUCCUCGGUGCCUCGGUAGGUAUGUCUCUCUCCUACAAUACUGUCCUCCAAUACAGCUAUCACUGGGCCCCGGAAAACAUCGGCCUCAUUAACCUGGGAGGAGUCUUCGGUGGCCUCGGUGGAAUGCUUUACGCCGGUAUCUUCGGCGAUAAAUUCGUCCUGUUCAUGGCAAGACGCGCACGUGGUAUCCAUUCCCCCGAGCAUCGUCUCCCGCUUCUCAUCCUCCCUGGAAUUCUAUGUAUCAUUACCCUGCUACUUUAUGGCUUCACCGCCGAAGGCGGCCCCAAUCUCACAUGGGGAGGCCCAUACAUGGCAUGGACCUUGUAUCAGAUAGCUUUCGUGUCGGUUUUGAUCCUUUCGACGUCGUUUGCGGCAGAGGCGUGGGAGAAAAACCCAGGUCCUGCGCUGGUAGCAGUGGUCGGGACUAAGAACAUUGUCGCGUUUGCCUUGAGUUAUGGCAUUAAUCCGAUGGUGGAGAAAUAUUCGUAUCCUGUGGCAUAUGGGAUUCUGGCUGCAGUUGUGGGUGGUGUUUUUGUGCUAGGUGCGCCGGUUUAUGUCUGGAACCCGAGGUGGCGACGCUAUAUGGAAAACAAAGGGUGA